Messenger RNA from Hippopotamus amphibius kiboko, 3246 nucleotides. RefSeq names its product synaptopodin 2 like (gene SYNPO2L). The coding region runs from base 110 to 3049 and encodes 979 amino acids. Gene Ontology annotation, biological process: positive regulation of actin filament bundle assembly. The transcript is spliced from 4 exons. NCBI's taxonomy places the organism in Eukaryota, Metazoa, Chordata, Mammalia, Artiodactyla, Hippopotamidae. The record is from RefSeq and is a predicted model, not a curated record. Gene Ontology annotation, molecular function: actin binding. Gene Ontology annotation, cellular component: actin cytoskeleton; nucleus; Z disc.
UAGGGCAGCAGAAGCAGGACAGCCAGACAGGCCGGACGGGGUACCAGCGCCUCAACUUCCCUCCCUGGGACACUGUCCAAACUCCGAGGGCCAUAGGCCAAGCUGAGCGAUGGGUGCUGAGGAGGAGGUGCUGGUCACACUGUCAGGGGGAGCCCCCUGGGGCUUUCGACUUCAGGGGGGGGCCGAACAGAGGAAACCUUUACAGGUAUCCAAGAUCCGAAGACGGAGCCAGGCUGGCAGAGCAGGACUCCGGGAGAGGGAUCAGCUUUUGGCCAUUAAUGGGGUCUCCUGCACCAGCCUCUCUCAUGCCAGUGCCAUGAGCCUCAUCGAUGCCUCAGGGAAUCAGCUUGUCCUCACCGUGCGGCGGGUAGAGGACGAGAGGCCUGUGCGAUCUCCAUCCCCUGGUGAGCUUCAGGCACUGUCACCCUUGUCUCCGCUGAGUCCUGAGCCCCCUGGUGCUCCAGUUCCCCAGCCUCUCCAGCCUGGGAGCCUCCUCUCGCCCCCUGACAGUGAGGCUUACUAUGGAGAGACAGACAGUGAUGCUGAUGGCCCAGCCACCCAGGAAAAGCCCCGCCGACCCCGCCGCCGAGGCCCCACAAGGCCCACCCCUCCAGGAGCCCCACCUGAAGAGGUCUACCUGUCUGACAGCCCUGCAGAGCCAGCACCCGCUGUCCUUGGGCCUCCCAGCCAGGGUGACAGCCGCAUGAGCUCCCCAUCUUGGGAGGAUGGGACAACUCUUCAGCCAGCCCCGGCCGAGGCCCUGCUGUUGCCCCAUGGCCCCCUCCGGCCUGGUCCUCAUCUCAUCCCUAUGGUGGGGCCUGUUCCCCACCCAGUGGCAGAAGAUCUUACUACCACCUAUACCCAGAAGGCCAAACAAGCCAAACUGCAGAGGGCAGAGAGCCUCCAAGAAAGAAUUGUGAAGGAGGCCAAGACCAAAUGCCGGACAAUUGCAUCUCUGCUAACUGCAGCCCCCAACCCCCACUCCAAGGGGGUACUGAUGUUUAAGAAACGUCGGCAGAGAGCCAAGAAGUACACCCUAGUGAGCUUUGGGGCUGCCGCAGGGACAGGCGCUGAGGAGGAGGACGGCAUCCCUCCGACUAGUGAGUCCGAGCUGGACGAAGAAGCCUUCUCCGACGCCCGCAGCCUCACCAACCAGUCCGACUGGGACAGCCCCUACCUGGACAUGGAGCUGGCCAGGCCAAGCUCAGGUGCAGCAGAGGGCCAGGGCCCGGGGCUGGGAGGGCCGCUGAGUGAGGCCUCUGGGCGAGGGGCCCAACUCUUUGAACAGCAGCGCCAGCGCGCAGCCUCCAGCACCCAGGAGCUGGCCGGGGAUGGUCCAGCCGCCACGCUCAACGGGCAGGGUCUGCAGUCACCACCUCGGGUACAAAGCGCUCCGCCGGAGGCGGCUGUGCUCCCAUCCAGCCCUUCACCGGCCCCUGUAGCCAGCCCCAGACCUUUCCUCCCUAGCGGUGGAGGCUCUGCCCCAGCUCCAAGCAUCUUUAACAGAUCAGCCAGGCCCUUUACUCCGGGCUUACAAGGGCAGCGGCCAGGUACCACCUCGGUUAUUUUCCGGCCCCAGGCUCCCAAGAGGGCAAAUGAAAGCCUGGGAAGCCUCAGCCCCGCCCCACCGCCUUUCCUGUCCUCUCCGCUGGGGACCACUCCUCUGCCCAGCUUCACUUCAGGGGUUCCCAGCCACAUGCCAAUCCCCAGUGCCCCCAGCACCCCACGCUCCUCCGGCCCCGUGACGGCCACCAGCUCCCUAUACAUCCCAGCCCCUAAUCGUCCUGUUACGCCAGGCGGAGCCCCGGAGCCCCCCGCCCCCGCUAGCGGAGCUGCCAAGACCUCCACCGCUUCUAUCUUCCUAUCGGCGCCUCUGCGACCUGCUGCGCGCCCAGAGGCACCCGCCCCUGGCCCCGCGGCCCCUGAGCCCCCCAGCGCUCGGGAGCAGCGCAUCUCCGUGCCAGCUGCUCGCACCGGCAUCCUCCAGGAAGCCCGGCGCCGGGGGACCCGGAAGCAGAUGUUCCGGGCGGGAAAGGAGGAGACGAAGAACUCGCCCAACCCCGAGCUGCUCUCGUUGGUGCAGAAUCUGGAUGAAAAACCCCGGGCUGGGGGUGCGGAAUCUGGUCCAGAGGAGGAUGCCCUGAGCCUCGGGGCUGAAGCCUGCAACUUCAUGCAACCACCAGGGGGCAGGAGUUAUAAGACGUUGCCUCAUGUGACAGCUAAAAGCCCGCCUCCAAUGGCUCCCAAGACCCCACCCCCUAUGACUCCUAAGACUCCACCCCCAGUGGCUCCUAAGCCCCCAUCUAGAGGGUUUCUCGAUGGGUUAGUGAAUGGGGCGGCCCCUUCAGCUGGAAUCCCUGAACCACCAAGGCUUCAGGGCAGGGGUGGGGAGCUGUUUGCCAAGCGUCAGAGCCGAGCGGACAGGUAUGUGGUGGAAGCUACAUCUGGUCCUGGCCUUGGCCCUCGGCCCAGAAGCCCUUCUCCAACCCCCUCACUGCCCUCUUCCUGGAAAUAUUCACCCAAUAUCCGUGCCCCACCACCUAUUGCUUACAACCCACUGCUCUCACCCUUUUUCCCCCAAGCUGCCCGAACUCUCCCUAGUAAGACCCAAUCCCAAGGGCCUCGAGCAGCCCCCAAGCAGGGCAUCAAGGCUUUGGAUUUCAUGCGGCACCAGCCCUACCAACUUAAAACUGCCAUGUUCUGUUUUGAUGAGGUUCCCCCAACUCCUGGACCCACCUCCUUAGGGCCUCCCAAAACUGCCCGAGUCCAGGAGAUCCGCCGAUUUUUGACUCCAGCACCGCAGCCCACUGCAGAGCCCCUGGCCCCCACUGUGCUUGCACCCCGAGCAGCCACUACAUUGGAUGAGCCCAUCUGGAGGGCAGAGCUGGCCUCAGCCCCUGUCCUUAGCCCAGCCCCUCGUCCAGAGUCUCCCAGGGGUCUUGGGACCUCCCCCAGCUCCUGUGGCUUCCAGGUAGCCAGGCCCCGGUUCUCAGCUACUAGAACAGGAUUGCAGGCUCAUGUGUGGAGGCCUGGGGCGGGCCACCACUGAACAAGGCACAGUUCCCAGGACCAAGGGGAGGUGGAACAUCCAGUUCCUAAAGUUGCUUCUCCUACCCAACCCUCCCUCCCACCCCCCUUUCCUCCCUUGCAGGCUAAAUUCGCUCCAGCCAGAUAGUUUCGGAGUUGGUAUCCCAUCCCCCAGCUUCCUCCUGGCUCCCAAUCUCCCUGAUGCUUUCCAACCUAUAA